Strongyloides ratti is the source of this 930-nucleotide messenger RNA. Its product is annotated as Putative cleavage and polyadenylation specificity factor subunit 4-like protein. The record is from RefSeq and is a predicted model, not a curated record. Bases 1 to 930 code for a protein of 309 amino acids. The transcript is spliced from 2 exons. NCBI's taxonomy places the organism in Eukaryota, Metazoa, Nematoda, Chromadorea, Rhabditida, Strongyloididae. Gene Ontology annotation, molecular function: zinc ion binding; RNA binding.
AUGGUUAAUUUAACACAUGUUCCUGCAACAGAUUUUGAUCCUGUCGGAUUCGAAGAUGAUUUAUGUGGAUACCAUUGGUUAACGGAUGUUGAAAGACUUUUAAAAGAUCAAGAUGGAUUGUCAAAAGUUGUUUUCCCUCAUAUGGAUAAAACGGGAAGAGGAGCAUGUGAAAAAUUCAAUCGUGGAGAGUGUGAUUUAGGACCUCAAUGUCCUUUGCGUCAUAUAAACAUGAAUAAAUCUGUCGUAUGUAAACAUUGGUUAAGGGGUUUAUGUAAAAAAGGUGAUCAAUGUGAAUUUUUACAUGAAAUUGAUUUAGAAAAAAUGCCAGAAUGUUUUUUUUAUUCAAAAUUUAAAGCAUGUAGUAAUAAAGAAUGCCCAUUUAGACAUAUAGAUCCAGAUUCUAAAAUAAAAGAUUGUCCAUGGUAUGAUAGAGGUUUUUGUAGACAUGGACCAUUUUGUAAACACAGGCACAGGAGGAGAGUUAUGUGUCCAUUUUUUUUGGCUGGUUUUUGUUCUCAAGGUAAAGAAUGUAAAGAUGCUCAUCCUAGUUUUGCUAUACCUUCAACAGAUCCAAAACCUAAAUUAUUCCAACCAAAUUAUAAUCCUCAAAGUAUUACCUGUCAUAACUGCCAAGGAAAAGGCCAUAAAGCAACUUAUUGUCCUUUGUUAAUUAAUUCACAAGGAAAUUCCAUAAAAGGAAAUAAUGUAAAUAUGAAUACAAGUAUAUCAUCAACAACGACUAAUAAUUCUAAUACACCAUCUGGUCCACAACUUGGACGUACAUUUCAAAGUCAUAAUCACAAUUUUGACAAAAGAAGUUUAUCAGAAGUUACAUGUUUUAAAUGUGGUGAAAAGGGACAUUAUGCUAAUCGUUGUGGAAAGGGAUCAUUGGCAUUUUUAUCUCACUCUCGUAACAAUGAGGGAGCAUAG